AUGAACUCUCGCUGGGAGAGUCUCCAUACGAUAGCAAAGGACACGUGUGAUGCUGUGGCUGGUCCUACACGCACGGUCUGGGCCAUCGAGGGAGAGUCCUGCCUCCUACCCUGCGACCUCACGCCCUCACAGCCUGGUGGUCGCGCUCUGCUGGUGCUCUGGUACAAGGAAGGCGUCACCAGCACGCUAUAUAGCUAUGACCUCAGGGGCGUCCCGGCGAAACACUACAGUAACCCGUUGCACUUCGACGAGAGAGCCACGUUCGACAAUGCGGCCCUGGUGGUGCAGCGCGUGAAGACGGAGGACGCGGGGGUGUACAGCUGCCGCAUUCACUUCAACUCCGGCCCCUCCCUAACCUUCACCACUAAUCUUACUGUUAUAGUUCCUCCGCGUCGUUUAGCCAUCUACGACGACCUCGGAGUCCUUGUCGGCCGCUCCGUUGGUCCACUACUCGAGGGGGACACCUUGCGCCUUACCUGUAGAGCGCGGGGAGGGUCGCCGCUCCCCACGGUCACCUGGUGGGAGGCCGCCACGCCCCUGGAUCUCAACAUGGAGGUGCAGGAACUUCCGGAGGUGAAUAAUCUUCUCGUGGUGCCGAAGCUCACGCGGGAUGACCUCGGCCGCACCUUUGUCUGUCAAGCCUCGAACUCCAACCUGACGGCGCCGCUCCUCUCCACCGUCACCCUCGAUAUGAACUUUUCGCCGCUCUGGAUCCGCCUCGUAAGCACUCGUGACCCAAUGAGCGCCGGGUGGCCGUACGCGGUGGUGUGUCGCACGGCGGGGUCGCGGCCGCCUGCGCUGGUCACCUGGCACCUCGGCAACGCCACUCUUACCUCGCACACUGAACAGGUGAGCGAGGAUGGCAACGUGACGACCAGUGAGCUACGAUGGACCCCGCGUGUUGGAGACGUGGGGAAGUUGCUGUCUUGCCACGCUCGGUCACCUGCCAUCCCGUUCCCUGUUCUGAAGGACGAGUUGCGGCUUACUAUAUACUACAUUCCCGUGGUCACCUUAGCGCCAGGACGGACGAUAGACAUGGAAGACAUCGAGGAGGACGACGACGUGUACUUCGAGUGUUCGGUGAAGGCCAACCCGCGGGUGUACAAGAUGGUGUGGCUGCACGAGUCAGAGGAGCUUCGGCACAACCCAGCGGAAGGCGUCCUCAUUAGCAACCAGACGCUCGUCCUGCAACACGUGACCAGAGCCUCGUCGGGGAACUACUACUGCGUCGCUUCGAACAUCCAGGGAGACGGCCAGUCCAAUCCCCUGCGCCUCAAGGUCAAGUACAAGCCGCUGUGCACAGGUAAGCAGUCUGUCUACCAUGGGGCAGCCAGGUACGAGCAGGUCAACAUCCCGUGCCAGGUGGAGUCGUACCCGGAGCCGGACGCCUUUCGCUGGACCUUCAACAACAGCGGCGAGAGCAUUGAGAUCAGCGAGGAACACGUGCUCGUCGAAGGCUCGCGGUCGACGGUGAGCUACACGGCUAACACGGAGCUGGACUACGGCACGCUGCUCUGCUGGGGCGUCAACUCCGUGGGCCAGCAGCGCCACCCUUGUGUCUUUCAUGUGUUCCCGGCGGGCCACCCGGACCCGGUACACAACUGCUCCGCGUUCAACCUGUCCGUGUCGAUGGUCAACAUACGCUGCGUGGCGGGCUUCGACGGGGGUCUGCCGCAAAAGUUCCUCCUGCAGCUGCGAUACCACGGCCAGAAGCGGAUGUUGGCCAACUUGACGAGCGAGGUUCCGCAUUUCACAGUGAGCGGCAUUCCUCCGGGUCGUGUCCUCGUCGGCACCGUGUGGGCUUACAACACCAAGGGACGCGGGGAGCCUGUCGCCCUCAGACUCUUCACGCUCAAAGAUCAAGCCGAAAAGAGGACAGCGGCCGUGAAACCUUCGCCGCCCCCCGACCCUCCCCCGGCCCCCAUGGCGGUGGAGCCCCUGGUGGCGGUGGUGUCCGGCGCGGUGGGCGGCGUGCUGGUGGUGGUGGUGGCGGUGCUGGUGACCGUUCGGCUGUGCCACGGACGUCUGGGCCGGCGGGACCCCGGCCGGCAGGCUGCGGCAGACAUGGACGUACCCAGCGCCAGCCCCUCGCCCCCCACGGGGAAAGACGCGGCGGCGUGGGUGGUGGGCGGCGUGCGCACCAUCAGCUGCCCGUCGCUGGCGGCGCCCUACACCUCCAUACCUGGCACGCCGCGCGCCUCGCCUCAGCAGGUGUACCAGUACGGGUACGGCACGAAGGUGGAGGCGCAUGCUGACCUCGGGCUGGGCGGCUCCGUCCCUCACCUGCUGCCGCAGCCCCACGAGUUCCCCGCGGAGGGCCAGGGCAGCGCCACCCUCCCGCACCUCCUUCCGCAGCAACACGCCGGGAGGGACGCCGCCGCCCCUCGAGGAGUGGACCGCCAGGACCCCUCCAGACGGUCGCUUCCCUCGGUCAGGGCAGACGUGGUGCCGCAGGGCCUGAAGAGCCGGAUGACCUUCACGCCGCGGCACGAGAGCUCCGUAUGAGGUGGGUCGCCGUGGUUCUGUUGUCUCUAUGUUCAAUUACUUAUCUCUAUGUGCCUUUGGUCUGCGAUGCUGAACAGUUUGCUUUUACUUAUUUCACCUUUCCUUUUAGUUCAUGCAAGCAUUAUUUCUCCUCCUGCUCCUCCGCAUGUGAUGUAACUCUUCAUUGUCUGCAAACUGACAAACGGCUAAAUAAAUCACACUCGCGGGUAAAAGCAUCCUGGGCGCCAACUCUGCUUCUUCAGGGGAGCAUUGAAACGUGAUGCAUGGGAAGAGGCUGAUGGGAUAUUCAUGCCUUCUAAUAAUGCCUCUUUAUGGUAUAGUUUUUAUCCCACGGCUCUGUUAUCAAUACAUACGUGGAAUUACUGAU
Molecule: messenger RNA, 2872 nt
Organism: Eriocheir sinensis (Chinese mitten crab)
Lineage: Eukaryota; Metazoa; Arthropoda; Malacostraca; Decapoda; Varunidae
Product: nephrin-like
Exons: 15
Coding region: 1-2505 (834 amino acids)
Molecular function (GO): protein binding
Source: RefSeq, a predicted model, not a curated record